AUGGGCGGUCCAAAGCACGGCGGGGGCGACGACAGCGACGACGCGACUGACCGGCUCCUGAACGCGCGCGAGAAGAACUCACGCUGGGAGCGCCCGGUCCCGUGGUACCAGCAAAAGCGGGCCGUGGUGGGCUACGCCGCCGUCUUGAUCGUUCAGCUGGUCGUCGCCGUCGGCUUGGCCGUGCUGCUCGGCCGGACUCGAGCUGAGCUACGCGGCCAGAUCCUGUACUCGCCUGCGAAUGAGGCCAUCGACUGGAGCGUGCAGGAGUUCAACUCGGGCAACGGCCUGCACGGCGACUAUAUCGGCCCGCCGCGGCCGGCGCUGGAGAAGGCGUGGGCAGAGCUCCUGGGGCCAAUGAACCUCAGAUUGAGUCGGGAAACCAUAGUCAAGUAUCAUCGCGAGGGCGAGGCGGUGGCCCUGAGUGAUGGUACCGGCUACGCGGGGAGCUUGAAUGUCUACCAUGAGUUGCACUGCGUGAGAUGGCUACAUAAGUAUGUAUGGAACGAUAUGUACUGGCCCGAUGCAGACGCGGAGACGAAGAGAAAGAACAGGUCGCACAGCGAUCAUUGCCUCAACACGCUACGCAUGUUCGCCAUGUGCCACGGCGACGUGGGACCCGUCAUUUACAGCUGGCAGCCGGGGAUUCUCAAGCCCGGCGCCAACGGGACGGCGCACCAGUGCGUUGACUGGUCGCGGCUCUCGCAUUGGGCCAGUGAGAGGGCCAUUGACAUCUACGAGCCUGGCCUGAUCGUCAAUCCAGAGCUUGGUACGUAUAGAAAUCUCAGCAUCUCAAUGAUCUUGCAGGGCCGUACCUCUAACUAG
Molecule: messenger RNA, 822 nt
Organism: Colletotrichum graminicola M1.001
Lineage: Eukaryota; Fungi; Ascomycota; Sordariomycetes; Glomerellales; Glomerellaceae
Exons: 5
Coding region: 1-822 (273 amino acids)
Biological process (GO): mycotoxin biosynthetic process
Source: RefSeq, a predicted model, not a curated record